AUGGGCCUUCCCAUCAAGCUAGGCGUCCCCAAGGUCCCGGAAGAUGAACCUUCGCACGCACAACCCGCCCAGCCUACCAAUGAACACAGCCGGCAGCAUGCAGGACAAGCCACCGGAGCUGGCGUGAACACGGGAGCCGGCACGACCCGUCCCAAGACGGACGCCGAGCUCGAGGCCGACCGGCUUUACGACGAAGCAAUGGAGGAGGAAUAUGCCAAGAGAGAUGGCGGUUCAUAG
Colletotrichum orchidophilum is the source of this 237-nucleotide messenger RNA. RefSeq lists its product as uncharacterized. The transcript has a single exon. The record is from RefSeq and is a predicted model, not a curated record. Lineage: Eukaryota; Fungi; Ascomycota; Sordariomycetes; Glomerellales; Glomerellaceae. Bases 1 to 237 code for a protein of 78 amino acids.